This is a messenger RNA of Psylliodes chrysocephalus, 1346 nucleotides long. The record is from the annotation of a GenBank genome assembly. Lineage: Eukaryota; Metazoa; Arthropoda; Insecta; Coleoptera; Chrysomelidae.
CCCCUUGCUGCAAACGCAUCGCAACCCACUGUACAUGCAUUCGGUUUAAUCAAUUCAAUUUUGUAGUCAUAUCUGCCUACAUAAAAUAAAGCCGAACCUAUCUUAUCUCUCUAAAAUUGAUAAGCAGAACCGCCAUCAGGUGACAGUAACAAUAGAAUUUCACGUAGUGUUCGUGCGACAGUAGCCAUUUUUGAAUUGUAUGUGGUGUCUUCUAAAAUAAAAUUAACAAAAUGUCUAAAGAAAGAGAAUUGCAACUGGGCAUGAGAUGCGUCAAAUAUAUGAUUUUUGUAGCUAACUUUAUGUUUAUGUUAGUUGGCUUUCUCUUAAUAUCCAUUGGUUACACCAUCAAAGCAAUCUACACCGAUUUUGAUGCUUUCUUGACAAAUCACACCUUCAAAGCUUCCGACUUAGCGAUUGGAGUUGGAGUUGUCAUUCUCAUUGUCGCCUUAUUUGGUUGUGUAGGUGCCGUCAGACAAAGCGUUUUUCUUGUUAAUUUGUACGCCCUAUGCCUUCUUUUGAUCGUUGUUCUGGAAAUUGCUGUAAGCAUAGCAGCUUACAGAUCCAGAGCGCAGCUAGAAAUCACACUGGAAGCUGAUAUGUAUACAAGUAUGAACGAGUAUCAGAGGGAAACUAACUUUAUAUGGUCUGCCAGUCAACGUAGCCUACGUUGCUGUGGAGUCAAUGGACCUGAUGACUGGGCAAAAUACGAGGGCAGGUACAAUAUGUCCUAUGUAACUGAAAUUCGUUAUUCCACUGGAAAACCCAAAGUUUUUGUAGUUCCGGACAGUUGUUGCCGUCAAAAUAACUGUACUGAUAUUUAUUCUUUACGCUUCACGGGCUGUCUACCAAAAAUUAACUACAUUAUUUCACAAAGUGCUCUUCUUUUGGGAGUUGGUGCUAUGUGUAUUACUUUUAUUCAGUUACUUGGUGCCAUCUUCGCCCAUCUUCUGGCUCGAUCCAUUAGGAAACUCAAAACUCAAAUGGAAGUUGAGAGAAGUAUCAGAAGACAGCAACUGUACGAGCAACUAUCUCAGGCUCAAGCACAAAGCGAACAGGCUAAAGUUAGUCCAGUACUUUACGUACCAUCAAGUUCUGAAGCCUAAAUUUUAAAUGUAUAAAUUUUAUCUGUAGGUUUAAAAUAUGAGAUAUUUUUAAAAUAUUUAGACGUUAUUAUUUAUAAGAUACAAUUUUAAAUAUUUUCUUAUCAGAUAAAUAACAAUAGUAGAUAAAGAUAAUAGAAGGUUUUAUUUUUUAGAUAAAGUAAGUCUUAAUGUACUUAAAUUUGAACAGUAAUAAAUAACAAAAUAUAUUUUAAUUUAUAACGAAAAUAAUAAAAGAGUUGUUUG